GACUUAUAGGGUUGUAAUAAUAAUGGGGACAUAUUUAAAGCGCGGGACCCUUUACCGGAAGUUAAAAAAAGUUUAUUUCCGGCGCAGAUACUCAACCGGUACUUCCAGAGGAAACAGUUCAAAAACGUCGACUACAAACAGUGCACGUUUGUUGUUUUAAUGUUUGGAGGAGGGUAGAAGACAGCCAGCGAGUGUCUCCUUCUCGUGUGUGAGAUAGAUGCCCACUGAAAAGCCAACAAGCGAAUUUAAGACGCCAACGUACCAAAUAAGAUGUCACCCAUGGAACAUUGUUAGCCCUCGGGGAUGACCACAUUGGUGGCCUAUGAGGAUUCUGAGUCUGAGGAUGAACGCCUUGACCAGAAAGAAGGAGCUGGGUCAGGAAAAAAAGCAAAGGACUGCCAUUUGUUGCAGCUGAUGCCGAACUCUGACAGCACACUGUCAGAAUGCCACCAGAUUGUGUCCAGAGAAGACGCCACCUCUUCACAAAAGCAGGGUUGUUCUCUAAGCUCACCUGCUGCUCUUCAGAAGAACGCUACUCUGCUUCCAUACUCCCCACCAAAUGUCUCUGAUAAGCCCAAAAGACCCUGCACUGUUCCGCCCGGUGUCCGACCCUAUAUUUCAAAGAGGCAAAGACUUGUCACUGCUUCCACAGUGAAAGAGGAGAACCUAACAGGGAGUGUUCACGGAAAAGAUGACCACAUUUUCUCAGCAAUAUCUCAGAAAGUGAAGCUACAUCUUGCUCACACGCCCGCUCCUGUUACUGCUAGGAUACCCAAGAAGCUUCUGCUGAGCCUUCAAGGUCACCAGGGUCCAGUCAACACAGUGCAAUGGUGUCCAGUUGCUCAGAGAAGUCAUCUACUGCUGUCUGCCUCCAUGGACAAGAUCUUUAAGGUGUGGGACGGAGCUGAGAGCGGACGAUGCCUGAGGGUUUACACAUGCCACUCAGGAGCCGUGCGGGAUGCACGCUGGAGCCCCUGCGGCCGCCAGCUCCUCACUGGCUCCUUUGACAACACAGCCGUGGUUACCGACGCGGAGACUGGCCAGCGCAUCGUCAAAGCGGAUAACCAAUUCAAGGUGAUGUGUGUGGUCUCGCAUCCCGUCAACUCUGAGGUGUUCCUUUGCGGAGGUUACAGUUCAGUGGUCAACGCCUGGGACUCUCGCUGCUGCAAGGUUGUUAAAGUGUACAAAGCAGCAAUCCAGCAGACAUUGGACAUUCUCUUCCUUCGAGGUGGCCUGGACGUUAUCACGAGCUCCGACUGUGUCAGCAGAGAUUCUGCAGACCGUACCCUGAUCGUCUGGGACUUCCACACCGGCGCCAAGGUCUCCAACCAGAUAUACCAUGAGCGCUACACAUGCCCCAGCCUGGCUCUCCAUCCACAGGAGGAUUCCUUUGUAGCCCAGACGAACGGCAACUACGUGGCUUUGUUCUCCUCCCAGAGGCCCUAUAGGAUGAACAAGCGGCGACGUUACGAAGGACACAAGGUCGAGGGAUAUGCGGUGCGAUGCGAAUUCUCUCAGGACGGAAGCAUUUUAGCGUCCGGCAGCUCCACCGGCUCGGCCCACUUCUACGACUAUCAAAAUGGUCGGCCGCUACACUCGCUGCAAGCACACAGCCAGCCGUGCCUUUGCGUGUCCCAGCAUCCCGUCCUGCCUGCCGUCUCUGCCACUUGCGACUGGGCCGGCGAGAUCAAGGUCUGGCACUGAGGAUGCAGCCC
Messenger RNA from Hippocampus zosterae (dwarf seahorse), 1715 nucleotides. RefSeq names its product WD repeat domain 25 (gene wdr25). The record is from RefSeq and is a predicted model, not a curated record. The coding region runs from base 304 to 1704 and encodes 466 amino acids. NCBI's taxonomy places the organism in Eukaryota, Metazoa, Chordata, Actinopteri, Syngnathiformes, Syngnathidae. The transcript is spliced from 7 exons. Gene Ontology annotation, molecular function: protein binding.